Molecule: messenger RNA, 2700 nt
Organism: Caenorhabditis briggsae
Lineage: Eukaryota; Metazoa; Nematoda; Chromadorea; Rhabditida; Rhabditidae
Exons: 5
Coding region: 1-2700 (899 amino acids)
Source: RefSeq, a predicted model, not a curated record
AUGAGGAUCCUAGCCCAAUCUCUGCUCAUUGCUUCACUACUUACUGUUGCCAUUGGGUUUAAGACUAAUAGGACAUCAUGCUUUCACUAUGUGUCUUGUCUGGAAGCCACGGAAGCCAAUCUGAAGCAAUGUGCAGGAGGAACGGCGAUUUCUCUGACUCUCGAAGCCAAGGAUGUCAAUAUCAGAGAUCUUGUCAAGUACAGGGCUCUUGAAUUUGUGGGAUGCCAAGACCGUCUUCUCAAGGAGAUCGUUGACUUUGAAGCCCUUCAGAUUCUUGUCAACGAAGAUGCUAGAGAGUGUUUCGAGAAACUUCCAGAGAGCUCGAAGCGUGUUGAACAAUUCACUGAUUCCUGUGAUUACGUCCAACCAGUCAGCCGUAAUUCCUCAAAGGGAGAUGCCCUCCAAUGCCUCAUCGAAUUCAAACAAGACCGUGAAUACUGUGAGAGUCUUCUCGAGUGCUGCCCAGACCAUACCAGAUGUGGAGAGAGAAUGAAUGCAGUGUCUCUUUCCUAUCAGAACGCCAGAGUCAAAGCUGAACAAAUCGUCUACAGUAUGAUUUCCUGCAUCGUUGUCAAUGAUCCACGAUUCUUGAGAGAGGGAGCACGUCUUCAAUCUCUUCGUGAUCCGUACCGUAACGCUGGAGUUCCAUUCCUCCGCCCGGAUGCUUACACUGAAGCCAGAAUCACUAGAAGACUCGCAUUGACAUCGACGUCUACUUUGUCCCAGAGAAGAGAGAGAUUCUUGAAGAAAUACUCCCAAAUCAGACAAGUCGUCACUCAGAAUUUGUUCGGACAACAACAAAGCAAAUUGAAUCAGCCUGUUGAGGAUCUUGUCACUGAAACUUCAUCCAAACUUGUCGAGACUCCAGAGGACGUCACCACUACCACUGCUCCAGAAGAGGUUACCACUCCCGCAGAAAUGUCGACUACUCCAGAAGAAACAAAGGAAUCUGAGACCACUGUCGUUGCCGCAGAAGUCACAGAAGCUCCAGAAGCCCCAGAAGCCGUCAAGGAAUCUUCCGAGAUGCAUGUCAACACCAUUCGCAACUUGAUCCGUAGCGCUUCAGACAAAGAUCUUUCCAAGUACGUCUCUCUGAUUUCCGAAGGAAAGUUCUCGGAACUUUUUGAACUUGCUGAGAAGAAGAAGGUCAACUUGGCAACCAAAUUCGAUGAGAAACUUUCUGCUAAAAUGUCCAAACUGAAGGAUUUGAUCAACGAGGCGUUGUCGGAGAAGGAUAAGAGUUCAGAGAUUGAAAAGAGUUUUGAGAAGGUGGAGAAGGCGGAGAAACCGGAGUUGGUGGCCAUGGAGGAUAAGGAUUCAGCUGCUGUGUUCACAAUUUCCGAUGAGUUGGAACAGAAGACAACUUUGACGGAGGCCAAGUUGGCUCAUACUAUUGUUUCGAGAAACGUAGCUGAAGCCGAGAACGCCGUUGCUGCUGAUAAGGAAGAGAAGGAAUCCGAGGAGCCAAAGGUGGAAUCAAAGAAGGAAUCGGAGAAACUCGCCAAGCUUGAGAAGACAGAAGACGUCAAGGCGAUCGCCGAUGAGAAGAAGCCAGGAAAACUUCCAUUGAAAAUCGAGAAGUUGGAAAAACCAAUCGACACAAAAUCCGAGAAUCAAGAAUUGACCAAGGUUCUGGAUGAUAAGGAGAGAGCUCUUCUCGUGGAAUCUGAGAUCAAGAAUACCGCUGAUGAGACUAAACACAUUUUGGAGACUUUGAAAUCCGAGGAGUCAGCUGUGGUUGGAGAGGACUUGCCAGCUCUGGAGAAGGAGGAAUCUGGAGAGGCGAAGAAGGAAGAAGCCACAACAACUACCACCGCUCCAGAGUCUACUACCGUCGUCGCUGAAGCCGUGGUAGCCGAAACAGAUAAACCAGAGGCUAAGCCAGAAUCUAAACCAGAACUUGUCGCCAACACUGAUGAUGUUCUUACUGUAACUAAGCCAGAUACCGAAGUCGAGGGAAGUGGAGAAGGAGAAGAAGACGUCACCACCACCGCUCCAUCCCUCCUCCAAUCCAGCAAGGUCUCUCCAGAUGGAGUCAUCGAGAAUGUGAAGAGAAUCCGCCCAAGAACAGAACAGACUCAUUGUCAGCAAUAUGCUUCCUGCUGGCAGACGGUUUUGGAUUACGAGCAACAAUGUGACAGAAAAUAUUCCACUGAAGUUUUGAGCCAUGGAAUUGAUGAUAGUGAGAUCUUGAACAUCCUUCAUAACAGCUCUAUUUCUCAUCACGAGAUUGUUCUCAAAGCUUGUCUCCGCCCAUUGGACAGAUCUGUUCACUCUACUCUCAAACAACUUCUUGUCAUCCAACGUGGAGUUCGUAAGGCUUGUCUGGAACUUGGACGCAACAAAAUCGCAGUCACCGACGCCGAAGAAGAGCUAUGCAACACGGAAGUUCCAACUACUGCUGCCAUCGACGAGUUCAUUUCUUCUGAACACGUGCGAUCCCAAUCCAAUCAUUUGACAUGCCGUGCCAAGCUGGAACCGAUCCGCGAAGCCUGCGGAAUCGUCAGAAACUGCUGUGCUUCCGUUGAAACAUGCGACAACUACAUCAGCUCUUCCCCAGUCAAAAAGUUGGAAACUGAAGCUAUCCGUCGGCUGGUCAAGAAGCAAAACGAUUGUGAGACAAAGAUGCUACAAACUUUGAGCUAUAUUCAUGAGCAACUCUCUAAUCCAACCAGAAGACGUCGGUUCUAUUACCAUUAA